ACAUUUGUGUAUGUUGCAGGGGACUUUGGCUACAUCAAAAAUAAGGAAAUUAAUGGUUUUGUGUAUCUCAAGUGUAAACACCGUCAACUUUGUGGCGGAGUUGCAAAAAUAGUUUUGUCAACUAAUUUACUUGAGACAAUACAUGGUCACACUUGUGGAACUAGGCCCAAAAAUUUUGAUUACCUUCCAGCUCUAGAGAAAAUGCGAGACAUGGGUUCAACUACACAGCUACCUUUGCGUGUAAUCCAGUCCUCAAAUGAAGGUAUCAAGGCUGCACUUACUUUCAGAAAGUGUGAACAAAUUCUGCCGAGUGCCCGUAGAAGUUGCUACAGUACAAACCUUAAAUCUCCAAAUGAGGCAGUUCUAAACAUGUUGCAACCCAAUCCAUUUUCUAACAUCUACAAAGACCUUGUUGAGUUUGAGGAUCAACUAGCUUUGUUCUUUUGUUCUUCAACACUGCUGACAUAUUUGUCAGAAACCACUAUCCUGUUUGUUGAUGCUGCAUUUAUGUGUGGCUUCUGCCAUCCUCCAUGGUGGUAAGCUGUUCAAUAUUUCACUGGAGUUUGGAACAAUGAUCCUGUCUGUUCUGCAUGUCUUAAUAACUGGACGAAAAGAAGGUCUCUACCUAGUGUUUUUAAAAAGCUUCAUGAACUUUCUUCAACUUAAGUGGAAAGAUCUUAUCCCUAAAAUUAUCUUAAAAAAAUCAAUCUUAAAUAGGUAACUUAUCCAAUGGAAGUUUAGAUGUUCCAGAUCCAAAAUGGUUUCCGAUCUAGAAGAGAACUGCAUCAAGAUCGUCAAAGGCAGCUUGAGCGUUUUCGUGGGUAUGAAGAAAAGCUUGCAAGUGGUGAAUGGACUGCAACCAAAUUUCUUGAAGCUGCAUCAUUCCUCGGUAACGAUAUCAAAAUGCCAAGUGAUCAGGAUGUUCAAGAAUUCAUUGAACAGGAACAAACUGUAGAUGAAGAAUUUCAAUCAAAUGGACAAACUGCUGUGGUGGAAAGACCAAUUGAAAAUGUCUGCAAAGUUUGCCUCGUCAAAAGUCUUCAAGUUGUUGUUUUCUCUUGCCGCCAUCUUUACCUAUGCCAACGAUGUGCUGAAGCCAUUUAAAAUAGUGCUAUUAAUCACUGUCCAGUAUGCAGAGGACUAGAGUUGCAAAAAAAACCGUUUUUUUUUAAUUGUGUUU
Molecule: messenger RNA, 1180 nt
Organism: Hydra vulgaris (swiftwater hydra)
Lineage: Eukaryota; Metazoa; Cnidaria; Hydrozoa; Anthoathecata; Hydridae
Source: RefSeq, a predicted model, not a curated record